UCCAAUCAUCGAAUAAUAAGGACGCUACUAUAGGAGUUGAGAAAAUAUUUCUAUCUAUCCUCAACAAAAUAACCACUGAGAAUAUUGCUCUAUUGACGGAGAGUAUUAUUUCGCUACCAGUGAAUACAGAUGUUUGUCUAAAAAAAGUUGUGGAAAUGUUGUUCCAAAAGGCCAUAGACGAACCGAUAUUCUGCCCCCAAUAUGCACAUAUCUGUUUGUUAAUGAAAAACAUAGAAGUUGAUUCGAAAGAGCAAGAAUGUGGCACCACAACGUUUAGAAAAGUUUUGGUUAGAAUGUGUCAAAACGCGUUCGAAUCGAUCAUUGCCCAGAGUCGAAUGAUGAUUAAACACAGCAUUGAAAAAAGGAAGAAACGAACCCAAGAAAAAAUUGACCAAAACGAUGUUGUUUAUAGAAAACGUUCCAUUGGUUACUGCAGGUUCAUGUGCGAACUAUUGAAAGUUGAGAUAUUAAUACCUCAAAUACUAGAUGUAUGCGUGGCGAAACUAGUGAAAAGUCCAAAAGAAAUACCACUCGAAUGCUUGUGUAUUAUAUUGAAACACGUUGGAAAGGAAAUAGACCAUUACAGUGUGUUCGAAAAGCUUUACGAGUACUCGUCCGAGUGCAAGUCGAAAUUGUCGGCAAGGAUACGGUGUAUGAUCCUAGACACUAUAGAUCUGAAGAAUAACAGCUGGGUGCAACGUCAUCGCAUCGAAGAGACAACAUUAUUACACGAAAAAAGAGAAUAGACUUCCACCAAAUCUUCGAACAAAUGGCACUCGAGGUAAUUUUCAUCCAUAGAAUUUAAAUUUUUACUAGAUUGUUUUCGUCGUUUGCCAAUAA
Sipha flava (yellow sugarcane aphid) is the source of this 840-nucleotide messenger RNA. RefSeq names its product eukaryotic translation initiation factor 4 gamma 1-like. Gene Ontology annotation, cellular component: eukaryotic translation initiation factor 4F complex. The transcript has 6 exons. Gene Ontology annotation, molecular function: mRNA binding; translation initiation factor activity; protein binding. Bases 156 to 746 code for a protein of 196 amino acids. NCBI's taxonomy places the organism in Eukaryota, Metazoa, Arthropoda, Insecta, Hemiptera, Aphididae. The record is from RefSeq and is a predicted model, not a curated record.